UUUCCGACUCAGAGGGACGUGAGAAAGUGAAAUAUCCUGUGCUUUCUCAAAACAACGGAUAUUUAUUAAAAAAGAGAAAAAAAAGGAAAAAUACGUUUUCUCUCUAACAUUGAAUUUAAUAAGCUAAAAAAUGGUUUUGUACAAUUUCAAGAAAAUUGCGGUUGUCCCAACUGCAAAGGACUUCAUUGAUAUAAUCUUAUCAAAAACACAACGGAAAACACCAACUGUUAUUCACAAACAAUAUAAGAUCACGAGGAUACGUUCUUUCUACACGCGAAAGGUGAAAUUCACUCAACAGAACUUUCAUGAUAAAUUAUCUCAGAUAAUACAAGAGUUUCCCAAGUUGGAUGAUGUUCAUCCAUUCUACGCUGACUUAAUGAACGUUCUGUAUGAUAAGGAUCACUAUAAGUUGGCUCUUGGACAGAUAAAUACAGCGAGACAUUUAAUUGACAAUGUAGCGAAGGAUUAUGUUCGUCUUUUAAAAUAUGGAGAUUCCUUAUAUCGGUGUAAACAGCUAAAGAAAGCCGCUCUGGGUCGAAUGGCCACGAUUAUGAAAAGACAGGCAGCCAAUUUAACAUAUCUUGAACAAGUCCGUCAACAUUUGGCUCGAUUGCCAAGUAUAGAUCCUUACACGCGCACGAUAAUCAUAUGUGGAUUCCCAAAUGUUGGCAAGAGCAGUUUUAUUAAUAAAAUUACUCGAGCCGAUGUAGAGGUUCAACCGUAUGCAUUCACAACGAAAUCUUUGUUUGUGGGACAUACUGAUUAUAAAUACUUGAGAUGGCAAAUAAUAGACACACCUGGAAUAUUGGAUCAUCCGCUGGAAGAAAGAAACGUCAUAGAAAUGCAGGCGGUGACUGCUCUCGCUCACUUGCGAGCCGCUGUGCUUUACUUCUGCGACUUGUCGGAGCAAUGCGGUCACACUUUGGAGGAACAAGUAAAACUUUUUGAAUCCAUAAAGCCUUUAUUUAUGAACAAGCCUUUAAUAAUAGUCAUGAACAAAGUGGAUAUCGUACGUUUGGAAGAAUUAUCUCCGGAAAAGAGGGCUAUUCUGAAGCCAUUCGAAAACGAUACAAAUAUACCUGUGCUAGAAAUGAGCACCAUCACUGAUUUUGGCGUGAUGGAAGUGAAACUGGAGGCUUGCGAGCGACUUUUGGCCUUUAGAGUCGAUCAAAAGAUCAAAACUAAAAAGGUGGAAGGACUUCUUAAUCGAUUGCACAUUGCUCAACCGAAAAGAAUAGAUCCUAAUCGCGUUCCGUGUAUACCGGAGAGCGUUCUGAAGAAGAAGCAGGCUGCGGCGGAGAAAGCCACAAGGAAGCGUAAAUUGGAGAGAGAGAUAGAAGAGGAGAUGGGAGACGAUUAUGUGCUUGAUCUGAAGAAGAAUUACGAUAUUGAGGGAGAUCAGAAAUACGACAUCAUCCCAGAAAUGUGGGAGGGUCAUAAUAUAGCGGAUUACAUAGACCUAGAUAUCUUUGAAAAAUUAAAUCAACUCGAAAGAGAAGAGCAGUUGAGGGAGGAGGCCGGUUUUUACGAUUAUAAGGUGCCAGAGUUAGGAGAAACGAUGCGCGAGAUCAAACAGCUGGCGAAACAGAUUCGUGAGAAGAAGUUCCUUAUGAAGGAUGAGGCGCGAAUACUAAAGGCUUCUACGAAACCGAUUAUGCCGCGUACAGCUGCGGCUAAGACCCGCGAUCGAUCGGUCGCGAAACUGAAGGAGCAGAUGGAAGAUCUGGGUGUGGAUAUGGAAGAUACUGAAAACGCGCACUUCAAACGAACGAGAGGACGAUCCAGGUCGCGCUCAGAACCUGCUAGAAAACGUAUGCGUGUGGAAGCGGCGUCACAGUCGCGUGCUCGCAGCGUCUCGAGACCACCGCGAGAUGAGAUGGGCGUUAAAAACACAGAAAUGAAGAUGAUGCUGAAAAGUGUAGCUCAUAAGGCACAGAAGAAAAUGGCCAGGAGAGGUCUCAAAGGCGAGGGAGAUCGUUUUAUUGGCAAUAAAAUGCCGAAGCAUUUAUUCUCCGGCAAAAGAGGAAUCGGCAAAACGUCCAGGAGAUAAAACUUUUACUUAUAUCUCACGUUAUAAUCCUUCAUUUAUAUUAUAUAUUUCUGUGUAUAUAAACAAAACCGUCAUCUUUGUAAAUGUAAUUUUUAAUCCAGAUUUUGCAUUCAAGAUACUGUAACGAAAUAUUUCAUUCAUCAACACGGAUGCUGACCUAUUUCUGUUUGAUUUAUGAUUAUUGAUGCGAUUACAGUUUGUGAGUGAAACUCACGUGCUUAUUAAAGAGAGAGCGAAGAUCGCUUUGCCUUUUCUUCAUCAUUAUCGGUCGCUGAAAAUAUAAUAGUAUAAUAGUUUUUUGACGAUUCGGUGUAGCAUAAAUGCGUGUGAUUGCACACAAGGUAACCUUCGAACUCGAAACGGGGUGAGCA
Messenger RNA from Cyphomyrmex costatus, 2421 nucleotides. It is a transcript of the gene Non1, whose product is annotated as nucleolar GTP-binding protein 1. NCBI's taxonomy places the organism in Eukaryota, Metazoa, Arthropoda, Insecta, Hymenoptera, Formicidae. The coding region runs from base 131 to 2050 and encodes 639 amino acids. The transcript has 9 exons. Gene Ontology annotation, molecular function: GTP binding. The record is from RefSeq and is a predicted model, not a curated record.